Messenger RNA from Candida albicans SC5314, 1779 nucleotides. RefSeq names its product NADH/NAD(+) kinase. The coding region runs from base 1 to 1779 and encodes 592 amino acids. The transcript has a single exon. Gene Ontology annotation, molecular function: NAD+ kinase activity. The record is from RefSeq and is a predicted model, not a curated record. Lineage: Eukaryota; Fungi; Ascomycota; Pichiomycetes; Serinales; Debaryomycetaceae. Gene Ontology annotation, biological process: NADP+ biosynthetic process; NAD+ metabolic process.
AUGUCGCAUAAGACUCAGAGCCAAUUAUCUUCACAAAUGAAAAACUUGAAUACUCCACCAAUAGACUUCAACUCAACUUCAAGUAACAAUACCAUGCCUUCUGAACCAAAUCUGCAACCGCAACAACAACAAUCACAACCAGAAGCAAAAACGGAGCCACAAACCAUACGCCCUGCUACUUUUACAACUAGUGGCAAUUCAUCAUCUUCGUCGAUAUCUACCUUAUCAGCAGAUAUCAUUCAACCACUUCAUCAACUACUGAUAAAUAACAACAAUUCAACUGUGACGCAACCAGCGCCACAAAGCUCAUCGUUUCAACGCCGAAACAAUCCACAACGUUUCAAUCGGAAUCAACUCAAUGUAUACACUGACUUCAAUAGUACUACUUCAUCUGCUUCAAGCAUUAGUAGUUCACCAAAAGAUUUCUUCACCAGAGAGCCACCACGGAUCCAUAGUAAAUUGAUAUGUGAAGAGAUUGCCUCUGCCAAUAAUCGAGCUGCUAAAGAGGUUUUAUCACGUUUAUCUACUGAUGAAUUGCGUUCAGUUAAAUCACAUACUGAAUUAGCUGAAACUGCUAAUGGAGUGAGAAUGUUAGCCAAAAAUUUAUCCCGAGCAACCAUUCAAUUAGACGUUAGAGCUAUUAUGAUUAUCACUAAAGCUAGAGAUAAUGGACUUAUUUAUUUAACAAAAGAAGUUGUUGAAUGGAUUUUGGAUCAACAUCCUCAUAUAACAAUUUAUGCUGAUGAGAAAUUAGCAAAGUCGAAAAGAUUCAAUCCGGAAAGUAUUAUUGCCAAUUAUCCAAAUGGUUGUAAGAAAUUAAAAUAUUGGAAUAAAAAAUUAACUACGAAAAAUCCAGAAAUUUUCGAUUUAGUACUUACAUUAGGUGGUGAUGGUACUGUAUUAUUUGCUUCAAACUUAUUUCAAAAAAUUGUUCCACCUAUACUUUCAUUUUCAUUGGGCUCAUUAGGUUUUUUAACCAAUUUUGAAUUCAGUGCAUUUAGAACAGUAUUGAGCAAAUGUUUUGAUUCUGGAGUUAAAGCAAAUUUGCGUAUGCGAUUCACUUGUCGAGUACACACUGAUGAAGGGAAGUUGAUUUGUGAACAACAAGUGUUGAAUGAAUUGGUAGUUGAUAGAGGACCUAGCCCAUAUGUUACUCAUUUGGAAUUAUACGGCGAUGGAUCAUUGUUAACGGUUGCCCAAGCUGAUGGGUUGAUUAUUGCAACUCCAACUGGUUCGACUGCUUAUUCAUUAUCUGCUGGUGGGUCUUUAGUUCACCCUGGUGUGAGUGCCAUUAGUGUUACUCCAAUUUGUCCUCACACCUUAUCGUUCAGACCUAUACUAUUACCUGAUGGGAUGUUUUUGAAGGUUAAAGUCCCACUGAGCAGUAGAGCCACUGCGUGGUGUUCAUUCGAUGGUAAAGUGCGUACUGAAUUGAAGAAAGGUUAUUAUGUCACUAUUCAAGCUUCACCAUUCCCCUUACCUACAGUAAUGUCUUCCAAAACAGAAUAUAUUGAUUCUGUCAGUAGAAAUUUACAUUGGAACAUCAGAGAGCAACAAAAACCAUUUAGUUCAUAUUUGAAACCAGAAACGCGACAAAGUAUUGCUGAAAGUGAAAGAUUGGAUAAUUUACAUAUUUCAAGUGAACAAGAUGAAUCGAAUCAUGAGGAACCUGAAAUAACUGAAGAUUUUGAUAUUAAUUAUACUGACAAUGAACGUGAUUCUUCUAGUUCCACUCCUAGUGAAGAAAGCAACGAAGAAUGUGCUAAUACCACGACAUAA